CACUCUAAUUUAAUUCACUUCACUCCAAUCCAUCUACUCCACUUUACUCCAUUUUACUCUACUUCACUUCACUCCACUCCAUUUCGCCUCAUUUCGCGUCAUUUCACCUCACUUCUGGCCGACUUGCGUGAGUGCGAUAAAGCCCCCAAGCAACAGACUCGUUCCGGCCGGUCGUGCCGUCUCUUGUCUCCGCCCAAUGACCCUUUCAUUCCGACCUUCGAAGGAGUUGGCACCAAAAUGGCCGCCAAUCACUGUGCAACCGCCGGUUCGCUUGGCCCACUCGCAGACAAUGUACCCGUCGACCAGCUCAAUCUUGUCUCCACGCCCUGGCAACCGGGCACUUGUCGGCAGCACUUGUCAUUCUCACCCAUUCCCUCGACGGAGUAUCGUCCUUUUGUGCUUACUCAUUUUGGCUACUGCGACUUGUCUACACUCAGUUGUCAUGGCAGCAACAGAACGCACCAGUCGACCGUCCCACUCUCCGCCAAGCGUCCCUACGCGACAGGGUUCCACAAGACAUUCGGUAAGACCACCACAUGCGACCCCUUUCUUCCGUUACCCACCAGCACGGGGACCAGUCGAGUAGACCUCAGGUGA
This is a messenger RNA of Protopolystoma xenopodis, 597 nucleotides long. The record is from the annotation of a GenBank genome assembly. NCBI's taxonomy places the organism in Eukaryota, Metazoa, Platyhelminthes, Monogenea, Polystomatidea, Polystomatidae.